Messenger RNA from Balaenoptera ricei (Rice's whale), 1129 nucleotides. Its product is annotated as dipeptidase 2-like. The record is from RefSeq and is a predicted model, not a curated record. Lineage: Eukaryota; Metazoa; Chordata; Mammalia; Artiodactyla; Balaenopteridae. Gene Ontology annotation, biological process: proteolysis. Gene Ontology annotation, molecular function: metallodipeptidase activity.
AAAGCCCAAACCGAGCCCUGGCCUUCCCUCAGUUCUGGUCAGCCUACGUCCCAUGCCAGACCCACGAACGGGAUGCUGUGCGCCUCACCCCGGAUCAAAUUGACCUCAUCCGCCUCAUGUGUGCCUCCUAUUCUGAGCUGGAGCUUGUGACCUCACUUAAAGCUCACAACAAUACCCGGAAGUUGGCUUGCCUCAUUGGUGUGGAGGGCGGCCACUCACUGGACAGUAGCCUCUCCAUCUCGACCUUCUAUGCGCUGGGUGUGCGCUACGUGACACUCACCCACACCUGCAACACGCCCUGGGCACAGAGCUCAGCAAAGGGGAUCCACCCCUUCUACAGCAAUGUCAGUCGGCUGACCGGCUUGGGCGAGAAGGUGGCGGCAGAAAUGAACCGCCUGGGCAUGAUGGUGGACUUGUCCCAUGUCGAUGCUGUGGCACGGCGAGCCCUAGAAGUGUCACAGGCACCUGUCAUCUUCUCCCACUCAGCUGCCCGGGGUGUGUGCAAGAACACUCGAAAUGAUCCUGAUGAUAUCCUGCAGCUUCUGAAGAAGAACGGUGGCAUCGCGAUGGUGCCCUUGUCCGUGCGGGUGCUGCAGUGCAACCCGUUAGCCAACGUGCCUACUGUGGCAGAUCACUUCGACCACAUCAGGGCAGUCACUGGAUGCAAGUUCAUCGGGAUUGGCGGAGAUUAUGACGGGGCUGGCCGGUUCCCACAGGGGCUGGAGGACGUGUCCAUAUACCCGGUACUGAUAGAGGAGUUGCUGAGGCGUGGCUGGAGUGACGAAGAGCUCUGGGGUGUGCUUCGAGGAAACGUGCGGCGGGUCUUCAGACAGGUGGAACAGGUACGGGAGGAGAACGAGGGACAGAGUCCCUUGGAGGAUGACUUCCCAGAUGAGCAGCUGGGCAGCUCUUGCCGCUCCGUCCUCCCACGUCUGCAUCAGAGAGAGGAUCUGGCUCCAGACCAGAAACUAACCAGAGCUGCGGUUCGUGGGAAUCCCAUUUUGUCACCUAAGUGGUCAUUCUCAAAAUCUUGCCCCCACAUGGGCCCAGGCCUCACAGUUAUUGCUGCCUUCCCAGUCCUCAUUGUUUGGCUCUGGUGAUCCAGUUAAUCCUGCCAGAUGUCACUUUG